AUGAUGACCACGAGCUACCCACACAAUGGUGGCAUGCACCCACAAGGCAUGCCUCAUGCGCACCCAGGCAUGGGAGGCCCAGGCCCAAACCCUGGACAACCUGGAAUGCCGCCGGGGAUGCAACACGUCUCAGGCCCCAAUGGUCCUGUUAGCCAGGCAGGGCCUAUGAUGGGUGGCAUGCAGCCCGGCGGCAUGGGUGGACCAAAUGCUCAUGCCCUCUCACACUUGCAGCCCCAGCAAGCCCACAUGUUUCCUCAGCAGCAGCAACAGCAACAGCAGCAACAUCAAAUGAUGAAUCCCGCACUCAUGCAACAGCAGAGAAAUGCCCAGCAGGCGUUUAUGCAUAGCCAGCGGCAGCAACAAGCAGCAAUGCUUGCUCACCAACAAGGUAACAUGGGCAUGGGGUUCCAAAAUCCCAUGGCAAACAUGAACCCAGCCCAAGCACAGCAGUUGCAGGCGAUGCGCAACGGACAGCUAGGCCAGAGUCCUUUUGUCAAUCUUCCACCACACCUGCUACAGCAGCAGCAGCAAAUGGGACAGCCUGGAGGCCCACAACACCAGGCUGCUAUGGCACAAGCCCAUCAACAAGCUCAGCAGCACCAGCAGAUGCAACAGCAACAGGCCAUCGCAAUGCAACAUGCUCAAUCACAAUCAAGCAACCACAGUCAGGGAGGAAAUCAAGGGCCCCAGCAGACUUCGCAGCCCCAGCAAGGCCCUCUUCGUCCCCCUUCAGCAAUAGGAAGCCACCAGGGGCAGUCUUCGCCAGCUCCCCAGCCCACACCCCAGCAGCAACCACAGCCCCCACCGCAGCAGCAGCAACAGCAGCAACUUCAACAACAGCAACAGCAACAGCAACAGCAGCAACAGCAAGUCCAGCAGCAACAGCAGCAGCAGGCUCAGCAGGCUCAGCAACAGGCUCAGCAGCAAGCCCAGCAACAGGCCCAGCAGCAGCAAGCCCAGCAGCAACAGGCCCAGCAGCAACAGGCUCAACAGGCUCAACAACAGGCUCAGCAGCAAGCUCAGCAGCAACAGCAAGCUCAGCAACAAGCUCAGCAACAGCAGCAACAGCAACAACAACAACAGCAACAGCAACAACAAUCACAACCGCAGCAACCGCAGCCGGCUCAACAACAACAACAGCCACAGUCCGGUCCGGCAGCGCAACAGCAGACUCCCGCUCCCACUCAACCGCCUAGUCUACCUCAGCAAGCGACUCUGCAAGUACGGAAUCCAGCGAUGAUGCAACAAGCUCAGACCCAGGCUCAAGUAAAUGCACAGCAAAACCACGCUCGUAACAUGGCAUUGAUGCAACAGAACAAGCAAGCUCUUGGCCAGGGUACGCUGAAGUUGUUGAACUUUACGGAUCAAAUAGGAAGAUUCGACGUGGCACCUGAGGAGAACAGGAAGAACAACAACGUAGAGAGAUGGCAGGCCUUUGUGGACAAGUUUUUCAUGGAAACCGGAUCCUUCAUUCACGUGGUCUGCUCAUCAAGUACGGAGAGAACCAAGCAGUUUGAGAUUGUAUACGCUGCGCUACCGCGGUACUUCUACACUCUCUUCAAUACCGACGUCACAAAUCUGCAGAUCACCUUGGACGGAGCCAACGAGAAGGUUGGGCCUAACGAGGUCAAGGUCACUUGUGACCGAGCCAAGUUAAUCUACACGUACAAAAACUCGUGUCAGGUCAUUUAUCACGGCAAGCUGACUGCCUUUUGGUCUGGGUCAGACAAGAUGGAAUGGUUAAUGUUCGAUGGCACUGGCCACGAACAAUUCCUGCCGCUCAACGCUCUAAGACAGAUGUUUGUGCAGCCAUCGCCUAAUCAAAUGAACCCGACCCAAUCUCCGAGGAUGAAGAACAAGAAACAAGCACUACAACGAGCCGGACAAGAACCACCAGAACCGUACCUACCACUCAACAAGUUGAUCAGUGCCGGUGCUACAGACUAUGGCUUACCACACGGCUUGCAAAAUUAUCUUGAGAUAUACGAGCCUAUGAAUCACAUGACCAGCUUGAUGGCACACUAUCUCGAGAACCCUCACAUGAAACCAAGCGAAGCCCUCGAGUCCUGGAACGCAACCAUGUCCAACAACCAAAUGCUGCAAGGCCCACAGGGCCCAAAUCAAGGACAGCAGUCUGGUCAAGGUAUGCAACCUAACAUGCCACCAGGAGCACGACCAUCGGGACCUGGCCAACCCGGCCAAAUGUUCAUGUCGCCUGCGAUGCAAAACUCAUUGCUUCCUAACGGAUCGAGUGGGUCGCCUCAUUUCAACCAUACGCCAUCACCUCAUUCGCAACCUAUGAUGAAGCAGCAAAGCACCAGCUCGCACACAAUGAGCGUCAACACAUCGCCCAACAUGAACAACAAACGGCGGCGAAGUACAGCAAAGAUGGAAAUGGAUGACGGCGGAGAAAUGAAUGGCGCAGCAAAAGUUAAGCAAAGCCCAAGAGGAGUAGGAGGAGGCAACAAGAGGAUGAAGGCAGGCAACUAA
This is a messenger RNA of Bipolaris oryzae ATCC 44560, 2490 nucleotides long. RefSeq lists its product as uncharacterized. Gene Ontology annotation, cellular component: transcription regulator complex; nucleus. Lineage: Eukaryota; Fungi; Ascomycota; Dothideomycetes; Pleosporales; Pleosporaceae. Gene Ontology annotation, biological process: positive regulation of transcription by RNA polymerase II; negative regulation of transcription by RNA polymerase II. Bases 1 to 2490 code for a protein of 829 amino acids. The record is from RefSeq and is a predicted model, not a curated record. The transcript has 3 exons.